Megalobrama amblycephala (Wuchang bream) is the source of this 2318-nucleotide messenger RNA. It is a transcript of the gene cd5, whose product is annotated as T-cell surface glycoprotein CD5. The record is from RefSeq and is a predicted model, not a curated record. Gene Ontology annotation, cellular component: plasma membrane. The transcript is spliced from 7 exons. Lineage: Eukaryota; Metazoa; Chordata; Actinopteri; Cypriniformes; Xenocyprididae. Gene Ontology annotation, biological process: T cell costimulation. Bases 1166 to 1933 code for a protein of 255 amino acids.
UAUGAUGCUGAAAAUUCAGCUUUGACAUCACAGGAAUAAAUUAAAAUUAGAAAGCAGAAUUAGAAAACAAAAUUAAAUUAAAUUAAAUUAGAAAUAAAAUGAAAUUAGAAAGCAGAAAAUUUUCUGAAUAUUAUAGUUUUGACUGCAUUUUGAUCAAAUAAAUGCAGCCUUGAUGAAUAUAAGAGGCUUUACCUUAAACCUUACGAACCCUAAACUUAUUAACAGAGUUUUUUUUUUUUUUGAGGAUCACACAAAGCCAAUGUUUUUACAAGAAGAGAAAUGGGAGCUCAUUGACUCACUGUUUAAAUUCCGUUCAUAUUGAAUCAUAGACGAGAGUUUCAAGAGGGUGUUGGGGGAUUUUUUUUGCACAGGUACAAAAACCAGUCUUUACGGGUGUCUCUCCGACUGUACGAUAUGGUAAACCAACCCCGGCGACACCUGAGAAAGAUCGAGAGAGUGAGGGAGGGAGAGAGGCGGUUGGGAAAGAUUGUGAAUGAAAAGAAGAUAUGAGUAACAGUGAAAUGAAAGGAUAGAUGUGGAUAUCGGUGGUUUUUAUAGCUUUAAUGAUUUGCCACGGCACUCGCAGUUGAUUCCUACAAGCACGAUUAAUCAUCUGCGUAACUUGCAUGAACAUUUUCAGUGUGCCGUACACCACAAGAGACUCAGUUCCUGUAUGCAAGAAGAAAAAUUUUCAGUUUUGAAUAUGCAGAUUUUUGCUGCUUUGUUUACUCCACCAAUCAUCUGUAAUUUUUUUGAUGAAAAGAUAUUUUUUUUGCUUUUUUAAAAAUAUUUAAAUAUUUAAUAUUUAAAUAUUAUAAAUUUAAUAUUUGUAUAUAUAUUUAAAAUUUGUUUUACAAUUAUUUUUUUAAACAUUUAAUAUCAAAUUAGACAAUAUCUUAUUACCUUUUCUCCUCCCACUUCCCCACACUCGCAAUUUUUUUGUUCAAGCUUUUCUUCAUUUUUUUGAUUGCUGCUCUCUUUGAAGUGAGGAAGCAGUGCAAUGUGCAAUCAAACAACAUUUGAGAAUAAAAGACACGCUCUAUAUGGAGAGAGAGAGGAUGGGGGCGGGGAAUGAAGAUUGUAGCUCCACACCUCUGCUUAUUUCCUUUCACUUAAUUUUUCUUGUCACUUGCUGCACACAUUGUUCUUGUCAGUCACAGGCAAGAUGGAAAACUCUCUGCUGAUGACUCUUACGGCGCUCCUGCUCCUUGGUGUUCGAGAAGGAACAUUUCAAACCACAAGCAUGAACACCUCAAACUCAACCUCUUCAAACUCACAUGUCUUUGAAACUAAAAACCCCACUGUCCCACAGACCCCAUGUCCGAAAACCAUCCAUUAUAUCCCUCAGCCUGUUGUAGCUCGUCUUAAGGUAAUUCCCUCGAAGAAAGGGAAUCCGUGUGAGGGUCAGGUGUAUGUGUAUUCCCUUGAUCAGCGACAGCGCAAAGGCCAAUUGUGCCUUAGCAAUAAUCGACUCAGCUGGAGUGAACUGUGUAAAGACAUGAGAUGUGGAGAAUUUAAGGGCUUUAUUCUCACAAAUGAAGCUAAAGGUUUUAUCCUCACAAGCAAUAUGACGUUACAGGAAUCUGAUUGCCAAGGCCUAAAAAUCACUUGCGAAGAUAAUCUAGGAAGUGAGUUGGCUGCUUAUAAAGCAGUAACUGGCAUAUUAAUUUUUUUGAUGUUGGGAGUCAUUCUGCUUCAGUUCAGUCGACCGACAUACAAAGCCAUCCGCAAAAGAUUUUCACAAAAGCGGCAGAAUCGCUGGAUCGGCCCGACGCAGAGUCAGAGUGUGUCCUAUCACAGAGGUCAAGGUGCCCCAAACAACAACACACUCAAGAGACAGUCCUUUCCUGGUUUGGAGAGGCUGACGGUAAACACGAGCAGAGAGCCCUCGUCCAACAGAAACAGUGACUAUGACUCAUACGGCUACAACUGAAGGCCUGUGCUGACAAAAGACCUAAGCGUGUGUUUACUGACCCUGAGCAGACCUCUCUCGUCAGUCUCAUCUAGAAUCAGCAGUCUUGCGUUGUGAGGAUUUGGUUGGUUUGAGCUGUUGUUUGCCAAGUCGAGCAAGGUGUAAAUAUGUUUGAGAAGUUCAGCUGAGAAAUCCAUCUAGGAUAGAAUUUAAAAAAUAAAUAAAUUAGUCUCAAUGUAACCACCAAAGCUCUUAUUUUGUAUUGCAUAGCAGACUUCAUUUUAUUAUUUUUUUUAUUAUCUGAUUUUGCUGUAUAUGCUUGUUAAUAUUGUUAAAUAGUCAAAUAGAAACAAAAUGAGAUUUUGCUCAUGUCCUGAAAGACACUGGCUUUUUUUGUUUAUUUAUA